UAAUGUUUUCCUUGACGAUUCCUCAUAAUUCCUGAUUUAACCAAUAGAACCCCAUGUAUCUACUAAUGUUUCAGCAGAAUGACAGCAUCGAUCCCAGGAACUCUCCCUCAUUCUGCCUGAUCUGUCACACACUGAUUCCUCUGUACAGACACACCUCUGUAAUCUCAGUCACCUGCCUCGCACAGCCAUUACCAUCUCAAAAACCAACCUGUGCAACAGGUGCAACUAGGAGGAGACAGGUAGGAGGGUCGGGCUUGUGAAACUUGCCAAACAAGAGGCACGGUUUCCCUUUUAAGCACAGAGGGUUGUACUUGGCAUUUCCAUACAGGAUGUAGAUCCUGGAGAACUUAUAACCUGCUGUUAGUUUGCUUCUGUCAACCAACUCACUCCAUUGGGUGGAGUCCAGUGUGGGACCUCUGACCUCUCCAUCCUGGUAACAUGGAAUCGACCAGAGGAGACUUAGUGCUGGGGUCCAUAUUCGAACAACAGGAAGACUUGUUUAACUCGGAGGGGUUUUCAGGAACGGAUUCUGGCACGUUUCCUCUGUCUGAGCCUCACGGUUUUUCUGUUGAGAAGUUAUACGAAGACUGGCAUGCGAGCAGAACUACUGGGCUGGAUGAGCGAGAAGAUACUGAUGAGUACUUGCAGAUGAUGAUUAACCCGAAUGAGGUCUACAACACGGAGACGGGAAUGUCUGAAUCCCCUGAGAGUGACAGUGGGUUCUCAGAUGAUCCACAACCCGAUGAUACACCCGUUCAGGGGGAGCCAAGUACACCACUGCCCCAGCCUACACCCGUGUAUGAACUGAUUUAUGAUGUUAGCUCUCUGGAGGACAGGAGAGGCCAUAACGAGAUGAGCAGUGUAAUCUCAAUUCAGCUUGAGGACUGGCCCUCUCCAGUGCUUAUACCUGACAGCUGUAUAGUUAACGAACUGCCAUCUGUUCACAUGCCAGUACCUUGCAAGUCUACAGUUCUACCCAUUAGAGACAACACACAAGACCUGCUCUCCAUGGACUCACUGUACCCAGAGCUGCACCUGACUGAAGAGGAGAAAAGGCUUCUUUCACAAGAAGGGGUAGCCUUGCCUAAUAACCUUCCACUCACUAAGGCAGAGGAACGAAUUCUAAAAAAGGUACGGAGAAAGAUACGCAAUAAGCAAUCAGCCCAGGACAGCCGAAGACGGAAGAAAGAAUAUAUUGACGGACUGGAAAGCAGAGUCACUGCUUGCUCCAUGCAGAAUCAGGAACUGCACAAAAAGGUUGUGGAACUGGAAAAGCACAAUAUCUCCCUGAUCACUCAGCUCCGUAAACUUCAGACCCUCAUCAAACAAACAUCCACCAAAGCUGCUCAGACCGGCACAUGUGUCCUGAUCCUGGUCUUUUCUUUGGCCCUGCUCAUCUUCCCCAGCUACAGCCCACUGCACUCCCGAGCCACUAUGAAUGAUGUCACCACUUACAGACCAACGGGAGUAAUCUCCAGAAAUAUUCUGAACAAGGAGGGAUUCUCAGAGGUGACAGAACAGCCAGUUGUGGACAGUACUCCUGAACUUCAACCAGAGCAGAAGAUGCAAGACCAUCAGUUUGUUCCUCAGUCCACCUUGGACAAAGAAGGGCCUGAUCCACAAAGAAAUGAUCUGGGUGGCUCCCUGGAAGGAGAACCAUUAGGGGAGAAGGACCCUCUAGAGUCCAGAGGUGAGGUUCUGGCACUUAAAGUGGAUCUUCACAAAGGAACCCACAGCAAAGAUCUCUCAAAGAUGGCACGUGGGGAUGAGAUGUGAAAACCAUAAUUCAUACAGUACGUUCUAGAGAGAAUAAAAGACUCAGAGGUUUCUGGAACUAAAAGUUGCCUCUUCAAAUUUAAAAAAAGCUGGUGUUUCAGUGCUGCCCAAUUUAGUGCUUCCAGAGCUUGCCUGGUGUUGACACGUCAUAAAGGAUGAAAAAAUGGAGGUUGUGAAAUCAACUGCUGGGUCACAGGUGUCCACCAUACACCCUAAAAACACAUAGACUGCUAAUAAAGUACAUACUAGAGUACUGACACACACCUGUAUACACAUAAAACAGGUAGAUUAUAACAUUUUGACCAGAAUACCAAUCAUGCACAUAAAGACACGAAGGGACAAUAUACACGUAACACGAUAACUGCCAAAACACACACAUGUACACAAUAUAUGCUAAUCAGUAGCAUCUUUAUCGAUGUGUAGUUUACAAACAAAUUUAUCUAACAAAUCAAUGUGCAUUAGAGUUGUGUAAUUUAACUAAACUAACAAUAAGUAGAUUACACACUUACGGAAAGGUACACAACACUGUUUACAUAGAUAAGGGCACUGCCUCGGUCCGUUUCCUGUUACUUGCCUUAACAUUUAUUCCCUGAUAUUCAGAGAAAUGUUUUAUAAUAUUUAUACAGAUGAUUUUUGUUGUUGUGGGGGAAAUUAAAUAUUCUUUGAAAC
This is a messenger RNA of Pelobates fuscus (common spadefoot toad), 2445 nucleotides long. RefSeq names its product cAMP responsive element binding protein 3 like 4 (gene CREB3L4). Gene Ontology annotation, cellular component: nucleus. The record is from RefSeq and is a predicted model, not a curated record. Gene Ontology annotation, molecular function: RNA polymerase II cis-regulatory region sequence-specific DNA binding; DNA-binding transcription factor activity, RNA polymerase II-specific. NCBI's taxonomy places the organism in Eukaryota, Metazoa, Chordata, Amphibia, Anura, Pelobatidae. The coding region runs from base 439 to 1776 and encodes 445 amino acids. Gene Ontology annotation, biological process: regulation of transcription by RNA polymerase II. The transcript has 10 exons.